AUGAUUACCGAUUCGGAAGCCCCAACCUACAAUUUUAACAGCGAUGAUGAAGCGCCCUGCGAGUACCUGAACGAUGUCUAUGCGAUAAGCGAGGACACCUUUUCGUUUAAAAUUAUCAAGCAGUUGGGGGAGGGCUACUACAGUCCCGGAAAUGGACACAAAGUAAAAAUAAUAUACUACGAACUAGGUUCCGAGGACAAAAUCGCCAGUGCUAACGUAUAUUUAGGAAAAAAUGACAAACUGCCCUACAUCUGCGAAAUCGCUGCAAAGUGUAUGAAGCCAAAUGAGGUGUGUAUCAUUCAGGCCCCCAAGCUAUUCACAAAAACGUUUAGAAACUCCGAACGGAAGAACAAGUAUGAUAGGAAAGAAAACUUCAGGACGGAAUUUAAAAAGGCCCUAAGAUUUAAACAAAAGUGCGUCGAAAAGUACUUUAGCUACUCCACCGUGGCAACCUUGAAAAGGAUAAAAUUAAGUUCAAACGAUGUAAAAUUGCUAGUGCGAAAAAGGAAAUUAAAAAAGGCUACCCCGGAUGGAAAGCCCAAUGUAGCCCAAAAAAACGCGUCAAGUGAAGAACUCAAAGGAGAUGAUCCACACAAAUGCUCCGAAUCGUUAACCUUAGAAGAUAUUAACAAUGUAAAGUAUAAAUUUUUAAAAGAGGAGGAACUGAGCACAUACGUUGUGUACUUGAAAGAAUAUAACCGAGUGGACAUUCUAAAUGAUGACAGAACCAUAAUAAAGGAAGUCAUGCGAGAAGGGAAAGGAAUUGUUACCCCCAAGAAAAAUGAUUACAUUGAUUUUUUUCUACAAGAUGGAAAGAAGAGCGAGUUUAUUCACACCAUCUUGGAGGUACAUAAUUUAAAAUACAGAGGGCUCUUCCAGAUUCUGCAAAAUAUGAAAAAAAAGGAAAUGUCCAGAAUCGUUCUUAAAGGUUUGGAAUGCCUCCACAUCUACCACUCUGUGCAAAACACACACAUAGAAAAGGAGGAGCCAUAUGGCCAGGAAAAAAAACCAAACGAUGUGCAGCAGGGUCGAAGGGACUUUUGCCAAGAUGACAAGCAGGAGGGCAUCUUAAACGAAACCAGUUUGCCCAGCUUCGAAUCAAAUCAAGUGAAACAAAAUGAUGGUGAGAUGAAAGAGGGACAGGAGGAGGCCCAUCUCCACACCAGUAACGAAUUACCCAAGCAGAAAAAAGAAAUAAUUAUAGAACUAGUGGAUUUUAAAAAGUCCAAACGGGUUAAUAUCUCUUCAAUUAUCAACCAGAACUACACGGAAAAACUACUUUUCUACCUGUCGGAGGAUGGUAAAAAUCAAAACCCAAACAAGCCCAUCAUUGACGCCGAUUGCGAGCUGAUAAUCCAUGUAAGUAUCAACAAUGAUAAGGACAGAACGAAAGGCGAAAGAAUGCAUUUGCCGGUUCAUUUCUGGAAGAACAAUGGCAGUAUUAAAAAACGAAAGGCAUUUUUUCUUUUUUCGUACGGGUCAUGCUUCACCGCUCCUCUUUGGUUUUACGAAUGCUUCAAGGGACUAAAGGAGGGGGAUGAAGUAAUCGUUCCUUUGUCAAAAAACAGGAAUGUUUUUUCGGAGAACCAGUUCGCUUACCAUUUAAUUUUUGAGGAAACCGCCCCAGGGGAAGAAGCACACCAGGGGCAAGGCGGCACAGAUGAAGUUGAAGUUGAAGGUAUUAAACGGAAUAGUGACCUAAAGAACGACCGUAAGGAGCCCACCCCAAAUGACAGCCGCCAAAUAACCAAAAGGAACCACUCGGGGAGGAAAUCGUCCAAAAUGAAGGACCGAAAAUUUGUGCAGCGCCUCAUUUCCAACCGCAAUAAAGGCAAAGGCUUCUUUCUAAUAGAUGGCUUGAAGAAAAACCAAGUGGACCGCUUUUGCGAAGGUUUCUUUUCGUCGCAAACGGCCCUGAUCGAUGGAACCCACGAUGAGGCGGAAUCGCCAAAAUCGCCCUUUCAUUGUAGCUCCUUCCAAAAAGUCAUGCGGAAAAAAUUUUACAAAAGUGUAGCCAACAUUCAAAAGAGGCGAAAACUCACCAGGAUGAAGCAUCAGCUGAGGAAACAGCUUUACGGAGGUAACUCAUACAAAGAGUGUAUCUCAAAAAAGCUGCAACAUAGAGGAAAAAAAACGGAUAAUUUUUCCUUUUUCAAAAGAGCGCUAAAAAAUGUGUACUUUGAAAAAUCCUUCUACCAAAAAGAUGCCAUUUUAAAAAUAAAAAUUGUUAAACUUAUUUGUAAAAAGAAAGACCCGUGGAAUAUGAACAUGUCAGAACAAAUUGAGUACCUAAAAAUUUACAACAAAAUGGGCAAUACGUUUAUGAAAAAAAAUUUGUACUACGCAGCCUCACUUCAUUACAUAAAAGGCUUCGACAUAUUUCGCUUUUCCAAAAUGUACACUUUAAUUUUUGAGGAAAAGAAAACAAAUGUGUCAAAUUUAGCCACGGAUGAUGAUAUGGCCAAGGAGCUCGUACUACACAUGGAAAAGAUACUAACCAACUUGGCCAUUUCUCACUACAAAUUAGGAAACUACAACGAGUGUGUUAAGUAUGCAGAAAGCGCUGCCACUAUAAAUCCGGAAAAUGUUAAAUGCAUUUAUUGGAAACAUAUGGCAUAUUUGCAGCAAAAUAAAUAUCACCAAGUUAUAAAAAAUUUGAACAAUUCUUUUUGCCUCAACAAUUUGACACUGCUAAAGUUGUACAACACCGCCCGCGUAAUAAAGAAAAAACAGGACGCCCACUUUAAUUCACUUUUUUACGCCAUGUACGAUCAGAAGUGA
Molecule: messenger RNA, 2781 nt
Organism: Plasmodium vivax (malaria parasite P. vivax)
Lineage: Eukaryota; Apicomplexa; Aconoidasida; Haemosporida; Plasmodiidae
Exons: 6
Coding region: 1-2781 (926 amino acids)
Molecular function (GO): protein binding
Source: RefSeq, a predicted model, not a curated record